GCACGCUGCACGGCGGGGGCCCGCUGGGCUCGGACGCAGGGGCCCCGGGGGUGACCACGGCCCGCAGGGAGCGGCGGGAGAGCCUCAACCGGGCCGGAGUGGACCACAUGGGGGGCGGAGGGCUGGCCAUCGACACCCUGCCCGACAACUUGACCCGCGUGGUGGAGGACUCUCAUAAGUACUACUCCUGGCAGAGUUUCGGCCCUGCUGACAGACACACGCAGGAGAUCUGGACAGACCUGAACGCCAUCCAGCAGAGCCAAGUCCGAGUGCACGGGAUCCUGUCCAACACACACCGACAGGCAGCUCGUGUUGCCUUAUCCUUUGACUUCCCAUUCUAUGGACACAGUCUGAGACAAAUCACCAUAGCAACUGGAGGGUUCAUUUUCACUGGAGAGAUCACACACCGCAUGUUGACGGCCACCCAGUACAUUGCCCCACUCAUGGCGAACUUUGACCCCAGUUUCUCCAAAAACUCCACCGUUCGCUAUAUGGACAAUGGUGACGUGUUUGUGGUCCAGUGGGAUAAAGUCCGGAUUCAGGGCCGAGAGGCCGCCGGGCCGUUCACCUUCCAGACCGCCCUCUUCAACAACGGCACCAUCGUCUUCGGCUACAGAGACGUCCCUCUGGGUGUGGAGCAGAUCAACUCUACGGAGCACCCGGUGAAGGUGGGCCUGUCUGAUGCCUUCAUGGCUCUCCCAACCUCUUCACAGUCUCCAGACACAAAGCGCAGAACCAUAUACGAGUAUCACCGAGCGGAGAUCGACACCACGAAGAUCAUCAAUCACUCGGCAUUUGUGUUCACACCGCUUCCCACCUGUCUACAGCACACCUCGUGUGAACUCUGCCUGACGUCCAAACUGACCACAGACUGCGGGUGGUGUAAUACUCUACAAAGGUGUUCAGAUGGAAUAGAUCGCCACAGGCAGGAGUGGUUAGAUUAUGCAUGCCCAGAGGAGGCCAAGGACGAGACCUGCGAGGACUACACGCAGGGGGGGUCAGACACGACCGCGGCCCCCUUCACCCCCACAGCCCCAGAGGCCGACCCCACGCCCGUGUCCCACCCUGAGAGACCGGUGACUGAGGAUGACACCAAGCGCCUCUUUCACUACCAUGGCAACGACCUGCAAACGGGGUCCUCCGGCCAGGAGGAGGCGCCAGAGCACACGGCCAUCAUCGCUGGCGUGGUGGCGGCACUCGUCCUGCUGGUCUUCCUCACCUUGCUGGCCGUCUACUACAUCAACACGCACCCCACUGUCGCCCCGCCAUUCUACCUCAUGCAGCAGCGCCGCACCAAUAACUACUGGCCUUCCAUGAAGUUCCGGAACCAGGGCUGUCAUUCCAGCUACGCGGAGGUAGAGCUCGGCCAUGAGAAGGAGGGCUUCAUCGAGGCCGAGCAUUGCUGAGGGGUCGGAAUGGGUCUCCUGACACCCAGGAGUUGGACUAAGCCACCUGUGGAAGUGGUGUGUGUGUGUGUGCGUUUGUGUAGGGGGAGAGAGUGUUUUUUUGGUUUGGCUUUUGUUUCCUUUUUCGGGGUUUCGUUUGGUUGUUGUUUGUUUUUGUAACGUUUUUUUUUUUUUUCUGAGUGGAACACGGAACAAGACAAUGGCAAAGCCAUUGAGGGGAUCUUAUAUGGAAACAAAACACCACAUACACACAUACAUACACACACAAACACACACACACACACACACACACACACACACACACACACACACACACACACACACUCAAAGGACUUUUCGUGUCAGUCAAAUUACCAGUAGAAUUCCCACCAGAUUCUACAUCUCCUGCUUCACCUUGCGGUCCCUCUCGCUUUAACUGUUUUUUUUGGGGGGGAGGAGAAGAAAAAACAAAAUGGCCGUGGAAAAGGGGGAGCACAUAUGGAACUGUGAAAAAAGAUGGAGCUGACAUGAGCUGAUUCACUAUCAUCAUCACCCCCCCAACACACACACACACGCCUCCUCGUCUAUAAAACCUGUUCCUCACUUCCUGUUCAUGAGGGCUGGCACGGGCCGUAGCCAUUUUAACUGCAACUAUUGUACAAUACCUUAUAUCUUUGUAGUGUUCCUGUUCUGUUUGUUUUUCAAAGAGGAUAUUUCAUGUUUUCUAAAAAAAAAAGAUAGAAAAAGAAAGGAAAGGAGAGGCGGACGUCGUGUUGAGCAACGACUUAUGUUUUCAUGCAUAUUACUCUGUUAGUUACAAGGACUGGACUGCACUUUAAUUUUCAUUCUUCUCAUUUUCUUUCAAGAAUGUGGUUGUGAAGCCACGAUAUCGAUAUCAAUAAGAAGUGUUUCCUGAUCAUGCAGUAAUUAAUAUAGUUAAAGUCAAAAAAAAAAAAAAAAGCUUACGAAAAGGCCAAGCCAAACCUUGAAUGUGUUAGGUUAAACAUACUGACUGACACACAUGAUGGCUGAAUUGUGUGGCCCUGAACAGGCUCUAAUCUGGCUCACAUGUGGCCCUGAUGUGUUGCAGUAGUGUAGUUCACAUGUAGGCCUGAUGUGGCCCAAGUCUAAAUACAUGUGGCCCUGAUCUGGCCUUAGUCUAAACAAAUUUGGCCCUAGUCUAAACACAUGUGGCCCAGAUAUGGCUCUGGUGUAGCUCACAUGUGGCCCUGAUGUGGCCCUAUUCUAAACACAUGUGGCCCAGAUAUGGCUCUGGUGUAGCUCACAUGUGGCCCUGAUGUGACCCUGAUGUGGCCCUGAUGUGGCCCUAUUCUAAACGCAUGUGGCCCAGAUGUGGCUCGGAUGUGGCCCUGAUGUGGCCCUUGUCUAGCUCACAUGUGGCCCUAUUCUAUCUCACAUGUGGCCCUGAUGUGACCCUAGUCUAAACACAUGUGGCCCUGAUGUGGCCCUGGUGUAGCUCACAUGUGGCCCUGAUGUGGCCCUGGUGUAGCUCACAUGUGGCCCUGAUGUGGCCCUUGUCUAGCUCACAUGUGGCCCUAUUCUAUCUCACAUGUGGCCCUGAUGUGACCCUAGUUUAAACACAUGUGGCCCUGAUGUGGCCUUAUAGUCUAACACACAUGCGGCCCUGAUGUGGGCCGAGUCUAACACACAUGCGGCCCUGGUGUGGUCCUAGUCUAAACACAUGUGGCCCUGAUGUGGCCCUGGUGUAGCUCACAUGUGGCCGCGAUGUGGCCCGAGUCUAACACACAUGUGGCCCUGGUGUGGCCCUAGUUUAAACACAUGUGGCCCUGAUGUGGCCUUAUAGUCUAACACACAUGCGGCCCUGAUGUGGCCCGAGUCUAACACACAUGCGGCCCUAGACAAAUCUCUUCCAUUGACAGCUAUAACCUGAGACACCUUAGAAAAAAGACACCUCAGACACAGGAAGCUGCUUCAGGUGCUCUGAGAGGUUGAUGACCAAAAAUACUCUUCAAGCCCCCUUUUCAAAGUUGACCUGCGGCCACCGAGAGUUCCCUUCACACCGUUCUAUUUCCCGUAGUACCAUUUCCAUCAGGAUGGUGAGAGAAGAGAGUAUAUGUCCCCUUGUGACCUUUCCAGAAAGACUUUCUUCAGGUCUCUAAACGUCUCUGUCCAGCCUGUCCACCGACUGCCAUAGAAACGUGUCAUUGCAAUAUUGUAUUUCUACCAUGCAGCACGCUAUGAGUGAAUCAAUAAAAAGAAAAACAGUUGAACUGUA
Molecule: messenger RNA, 3642 nt
Organism: Sardina pilchardus (European sardine)
Lineage: Eukaryota; Metazoa; Chordata; Actinopteri; Clupeiformes; Clupeidae
Gene: plxdc1
Product: plexin domain containing 1
Source: RefSeq, a predicted model, not a curated record